AUGACUUCAACCGGGUUCAACAUUGGCUUAGACGGCUCGAGGAGCUCCAGCCGCGUCUUGAAGCCCCCAGGCGGCGGCCAUACAGACAUCUUCGGCGGGGAAGAUCAAGUCAAGGUGGGCAGGAAGUACCACGGUCGCAACCAGUCUUCCAUUUUAGAGGGCACCAACCCUGGAUCCGAUGCACCCGAGACCCCGCCCGAAGAGGUGAAAGUCGCAGCGUCCGAGCCAGCUCAAGAGGCCCGAUCGAACGCGGAACAAGCGUCUGGAGAACCGAGGGCGGCCGCCGCGGCGCCUCCAGCUCCAGCCAAUCCGGCGCAAUCUAGAGUUAGAGUACCCCCAGGAGGGUUCUCGAGCGAGGUUAGAAACGUACCAAAAUCCGGCGACAGUUCUGCCGUUGAUACAGAAAGAAUAGUUCCAAUUGAAAGAACCAAAUUCAAAAUUGACCCAAGCAAAUUUCCACCGAAGACUAAAAUUGAUGUCAAUACGAUCGCUUUGCUCGAAAAACUCACCUUGGUCGAUCUCAAAGGCAAAGCAGCCAUCGAAACUCUGGAAGUAAAGUUAGAAUUCGCAGAUCAAAUAUUGCAGGUCCCUACUGAUAACGUGGAGCCCUUGGUAUCCCUUUUGGAAGACCAUCCGUGUAGAAUACGAGAAGAUAUUGUUACCGAAGGGAACUGCCGUGAUGAAGUGUUGAGUUGCGCUACAUUAACGGAAGAAGAAUAUUUCGUUGCUCCCCCUGGGAAUAUUCCUUUAGACGAUAAAAAUGAUCAAAAAAGCCCUACAGGUUUACUAUUAUGCCAGAAUUUAAAUACCGAGUGGUUUUACAAUAUCGUGCUCAACAAAGACGUUACAGUGGUUUUAAACGAUGGGGAUUUUAGUGAAACGUUCGAUUACACAAAGAGCUUGUGCUCGGAAAAAUUACCUUUCGGUAUAGCUGAUGUGAAAAUUAUUACCAAUUCCAAUUUAACACAAGGAAAUAAUGCUUUCGAUAAUGUUAUACAACAAGAAAACGACACUCUAUUGAAAUUCUGUAUGUUUGUUUCCCCUACUGAAUCAACAAGGCUUUUCCACCAGUGGCAGAAAUUGAGGAGAACAUGGUAUAAAAGGUUUUCAGACAACCCCGAAAGAUAUUCCAUCACAGACAUAAAAACUAAUGGUGAUGUUCACUCUGCAGAUAUCGUAGUAGAAUAUCCAUGGGGCUCAAACACCAUUGAGUCAUUAGAGCUCAACACCCAAAAUCAAGAUUUCAGUACUCAACAGUUAGAGUUUAAGGAAAGAAAAACCAUCAGCGCUCAUACAAUCACCGGCCAAGUAAAUCUAUCCACAUUAUUUCUAAAUUACCUCUGCGAUUGUUACGUGGAACUGCCUAUCCAAAGUAACUUAAGAUCCCUUUGGAGAUUCCACAGGAAACUUGCACCAUACAAAUUAAGUUUUGCGAUGACAGGAUCGUCUCAAGCAGUUGUACACGAAUUGAACGAUCUAGCCCUAUAUCUUUGCAAGCAAUUUAGGGCCAAUCAUGUAUCGACUUUACUACUACCCAGUUCAUCGAAGAAUUCCCUGGAAAGCCAGUACAAGCAGUACGAUCAAUGGGGCAUUCCCUACACUGUUGUAUUGAACGAAAGAACACUGAAAGAUGGAAUCAGCAAUCUCAGAAGCAGGGAUACAACGUUGAAGUGGUCGCUCGUAGUUGAUCCCGAAAUGCUGGCGCGUUCGUUGCGAAUUUUCGAAUCGAAAUCGCCCGUCCUGGCGAGAAGGCGACUAUCGACGAAAAGUAACGUGGAAAUAACCGAAGAGGUGCGAAACGCGCUGAAUAACGGACGAGCGGUCGUGGCUUUGGAAUCGACCAUUAUCACACACGGAAUGCCCUAUCCCGACAACGUCAAAUGCGCCCUGGAAGUCGAAGGAAUCGUCCGAAGCCGGGGCGCCGUUCCCGCUACCAUAGCGAUCAAAAGCGGGCGAAUAAAGGUGGGUUUGAACGAGUCCGAUUUGAACGAGCUCGGCGACACGGAGUCCAGCAAACCCGUAAAAACGUCCCGGCGCGACUUCGCCUACGUAAUCAGCAGCAAAAGAAACGGAGGAACGACCGUCUGCGGCACUCUCAUAGUAGCCGAUCGGGCGAACAUACCGAUCUUCGCCACGGGAGGCAUCGGCGGCGUGCACCGGGAAGCCGAGUCCACUCUCGACAUAUCCGCCGAUUUGCAGGAGCUGGGGAGGAGUUCUGUAGCCGUGGUGUCCAGCGGGGUUAAAUCUAUCUUGGACGUUCCCAAGACGCUCGAGUAUUUGGAAACUCAAGGCGUGUUCGUCGCUACUUUCGGCCACACGAAGGAUUUUCCGGCGUUUUAUUCGAUCAAAAGUGGCUGUACGGCUCCUUAUAACGUCGCGAGCGCCGGCCAGGCGGCUGCUAUAAUCAAGUCCAGCAGGGAUCUCGAGUUGAAAUCGGGCAUAUUAUUGGCGGUACCGAUACCGGACGAGCACGCUUUGGAUUCCGAUCAAGUUAAUCUAGUAAUAGAUAGGGCUGUUAGGGAGGCUAAGGAGAAAAACGUGCGGGGAAAGGACAUUACGCCGUUUUUAUUGGCGGAAAUUUCGCGUAUGACCGAAGGGAAAUCGUUGAAGAGCAAUGUAGCGCUUGUUAAGAAUAACGCUAGAAUCGCCGCAGAUAUAGCUGUAGAAUUAGCCUCGCUGCAAGAACCAGGAAAAUGUAUCAACAAGCGACCGAUCAUUAUUGGAGGUUCGAAUAUCGAUUCCAACGCUGUUUUAGACACCGAUGAAAUAAAGGCAAUAUAA
Molecule: messenger RNA, 2781 nt
Organism: Phyllotreta striolata
Lineage: Eukaryota; Metazoa; Arthropoda; Insecta; Coleoptera; Chrysomelidae
Source: the annotation of a GenBank genome assembly